CAUGACUGCAGAGUUGGGGCGUGUCUUGAAGGAGGAACAGAUUUCAUAACGUUGCAUGUAUAAAUAACAGCUUGCAGGCACACAGUGUGCAUACUUCAUCUCUGCACAGAUUCAAGCUACAACAUUCUACAACAUGAUUUGUAUGACAGGAUUGAUCUUGCUGCUCUUUGCAGUGACAGUAGAUGGAAGAGUUGGGGACUCCACUAGUGAAUCCAGUUACUGCACAGAGACAAAAGAGUGCUUUCUGUUUGACUUGGUUUGUGCAGGAGAUGGUUAUGAGGUACGCCACUAUGAAGCUGCUAAGUGGGUGACCACAGAAGCUGAAUCCUAUUUCAUGGAAAUUGCAACUUCAAGAGCAUUCAGGAAACUUUAUAAAUACAUCACCGGAGAAAAUGAGGCUGGUGCAACAAUUGACAUGACUGCACCAGUCCUCAUUAAAGUCAAUAAUAGCACGAGCAUGUGGCAGCCAUCAGUCUAUGGUCUCAGCUUCCUCCUGCCCUCCAAAUACCAGGCCAAUCCACCCAAACCUACUGAUGCCUCUGUAUACUUAACAGACACUCCGGAUAUGAAAGUAUAUGUCAAGAGCUACGGGGGCUGGAUGAUUUCACUUGUGGCCAAAUCACAGGUUGAGACUCUGAAGACGUCGCUGGACAAUGUAAAAGCUACUUAUGAGACAGAGUACCACUAUAAUGUCGGCUAUAACAGCCCAAUGAAGAUUAUGAACAGACACAAUGAGGCGUGGUUUAUUGUUAAGGGUGAGCCUGUGUGUCCUAGGAGUGAAUAAUUUCUCUGAGCUUCCUCUCUAACAAGUCUUUUAAAGAGAUUUAUUUGUUAAUUCUUUUUCAGAGCCACAGAGAGAAGAACUGCAUUACUCCUGUAGUCAUAGCAUGCUAAACUGCCUUACAUGUUCUUUUAU
Messenger RNA from Cyprinus carpio (common carp), 916 nucleotides. RefSeq names its product heme-binding protein soul5 (gene soul5). The record is from RefSeq and is a predicted model, not a curated record. NCBI's taxonomy places the organism in Eukaryota, Metazoa, Chordata, Actinopteri, Cypriniformes, Cyprinidae. Gene Ontology annotation, cellular component: cytoplasm.